AUGUUUCUGCGCUCGCGGUUGGGCGGCUUGAAAUAUGCCUGGGUUCGCCAUAAUCAUUCGGUCCCUGAUCGAUUCACCGAGCUGGUCCGUCGUCCUUCGUCUCUACACCAGAUCUACCAAUCGCUAUCGACGGACCCCUACGUGAACCUCUCCAUCGAGCAUUUCCUCCUUGAGAAUGCCCCGGCAGAAUCAAGCAUCCUGUUCCUAUACGCCAAUCGACCCUGUGUAGUCAUAGGUCGCAACCAGAACCCGUGGCUCGAGACGGAUCUCCGCGCCCUUCACAAUGACCGCUGGAACGGCGCGGCCGGAGACGAAGAAGCUGCAAUCUUCGUACGGAGACGCUCGGGCGGUGGGGCCGUGUUUCAUGACGCAGGUAAUCUAAACUACAGCGUCAUAUCUCCGCGUAUAUCCUUCACUCGCGAUAAACAUGCGGAGAUGGUGGUGCGCGCACUCCAUCGUGUCGGAGCCACCAAUACCCGUGUCAAUGAGCGACACGAUAUUGUCAUGGCCCGAGCGGAAGGCAUGGAAAAUGACUCUAAUGAGCCUUUGGCCCGUAAAAUCUCGGGGUCAGCAUUCAAGCUGACUCGACAUCGAGCUCUUCAUCAUGGUACUUGCCUGCUCGAUUCCCCGAAUAUUCAUGAUCUCGGCCGGUACCUGCGGUCAUCAGCGCGUGGUUAUAUCCAGGCCAAGGGUGUCGAAAGUGUUCGGUCUCCUGUGGGAAAUGUUUCGGCUGCUUUUGCCGAUUCUUUCUUUUCCAUGCAGGGGGUGAUUCAAAGUGUAAUUGAGGAAUUUGCUCGGUUGUACGAGGUUCACCCUGACGCUGUACGACGCGCGCAACGUGCUCAUGCUAAUGAUCCCGAGAUCUUCGCUGGAGAUGGCUGGGUUGCGGGUACAGUUGGUGAAGUGCAGGGUGAACAGGAGCCUGCCAUUGGGAAGGGAAUUGACGAAUUGCGGUCGUUGGAUUGGAAGUAUACCCAAACGCCACAGUUCACAUUCUCGACAUACCCCAUCGAAGAGGACCCUCGCGAACGGCCACCAUUGCCCCCCUCACUUCCUUCAAGUACUCGCGCAUUCCUCCGUCUAAAACAUGGUGCAGUCAUCGAAAGCCACAUCUCCGUCUCACCUGACGAGAUCGCUGCAUCUGACCAAGCCAGUCGCAUCCAUACAUUACUGGACGGACAAAAAUUACACGAAAUGACUUUGGCGCGGUGGUCCGAGAUUCUUCAAGAGGGUCUUGGUGAGACAGAAACAGAUGAGGCCCUGGUGAAGGAGCUAUCCCAGUUCCUGGGUGGCCUGUUAGGUGGUUAA
Molecule: messenger RNA, 1308 nt
Organism: Penicillium antarcticum
Lineage: Eukaryota; Fungi; Ascomycota; Eurotiomycetes; Eurotiales; Aspergillaceae
Product: putative lipoate--protein ligase
Exons: 3
Coding region: 1-1308 (435 amino acids)
Biological process (GO): protein lipoylation
Cellular component (GO): mitochondrion; cytoplasm
Molecular function (GO): lipoyltransferase activity
Source: RefSeq, a predicted model, not a curated record